CUAAAAGUAUUGUCAGAGUUCAAGCAUCUCCUGCCUGCGAUUUCUGCAAUCCCCGAGUCCCUCCUGAGGGAGGAACUUCAACGACGAAAUGUGGCACGCUCCUCAGGCUCAGAUGAUGCACCCUCAUGUGGUUCUCGCGAGCGUGGUGCCUAUAAUACCCCUUUGCAUGUCAUGGCACUCUUCCUCAUAUUAGGGCUGAGUACACUGGCAUGCUCAUUUCCUGUUCUCGCCCGCCGAUUCCCUCGCCUCCCCAUCCCUCGAAGGUUUCUGUUCAUCUCAAGACAUUUCGGUACAGGAGUCUUGAUCGCGACAGCGUUUGUCCACCUGUUACCAACCGCAUUUGUCUCGUUGACUGAUCCAUGCCUCCCCCGGUUUUGGAGCCAAACGUAUCGUGCAAUGGCCGGUUUUGUCGCUAUGAUAUCUGUCUUUGCCGUCGUCUUGGUAGAGAUGUUCUUUGCUAUGAAAGGAGCGGGACAUGUGCAUGGGAACGAUUAUGACACUCUCAUGGGCGACAUUGGUCGCGAAUCCUUGGAUGAUUUCGCAUGCGAUUCCUCGGACUACUCGCGCCUGGACGCUCGAGAAACCCCUCGCAAUAUUCCUUUGGAAGGUCUACUACAACAUAACCAGGAAACAUCUGAGCGUGCGCCUGGGUCUUCGCAUGGAUUAGAGCAACCGCACUUGACUGUUUCUCAUCCUGAUAAGGAGAAUGGGGAUGACGAAAACGAUGAUCUAGACGAGCUUGAUCCAUACGCCGACGAUAGUUCAAUUAACGGGCGACUCCAGCCUCCGCCCACUCAGCCUCUUCGUCGGCACCGACCGCGCUUGAGUGGCAGCUUUAGCCAGCAUGGAGAUGCAGGACUACCAAUGCAGAAUCCUCAGCGUCAACUUCUCCAGUGUUUGCUUCUGGAGGCGGGAAUUCUUUUUCACAGUAUCUUCAUCGGCAUGGCUCUUAGCGUUGCAACUGGAACGUCCUUCGUCGUCCUCCUUAUUGCCAUUAGUUUCCAUCAGACCUUUGAAGGAUUCGCCUUGGGGUCCCGAAUUGCGUCAUUAAUUCCGGACCUCUUCUCACCAUCAUCAGCGAAGCCCUGGCUCAUGUCAUUGGCGUAUGGAACUACAACUCCCCUUGGCCAAGCCAUAGGUCUGGGUUUGCACAAUCUCUAUGACCCCGCAAGCACAACGGGCCUCCUCAUGGUCGGCAUCACGAAUGCAAUCAGCAGUGGUCUCUUGCUGUUUGCCGGUCUUGUGGAACUGCUUGCAGAAGAUUUCUUAAGCGAGUCGAGCUAUGAGACUCUCAAAGGCAGACGACGCGUUGAAGCAUGUAUAUCUGUUGCCUGUGGGGCAAUCCUAAUGGCCUUUGUUGGGGCUUUUGCCUAG
Molecule: messenger RNA, 1374 nt
Organism: Penicillium macrosclerotiorum
Lineage: Eukaryota; Fungi; Ascomycota; Eurotiomycetes; Eurotiales; Aspergillaceae
Product: putative ZIP family zinc transporter
Exons: 2
Biological process (GO): zinc ion transmembrane transport
Cellular component (GO): plasma membrane
Molecular function (GO): zinc ion transmembrane transporter activity
Source: RefSeq, a predicted model, not a curated record